UAAUAAUUCAACGUUUCCUAGUUCGACAUAAGCUUGGCUUGUCAGUCAGGCUUCUGACCCUGUACAGCAAGACAUUGAGGGUGCGACUGUCAAAUAUUCUGCACCCAACUUAAUAAUCCCUGCAUCCUCUCGCAUGAUACCGAUAAAAUUGACAUCCACCCUAUACUGUACACGGCAACGUCACCAACCGAACACUGGCAAAGAUGUGUCCAUGUUUAGUUCUCCCGCAAUCUCUAAGAGAAUGGCUGCAACUCCUCAUGCUCCUCUACGCUACCUUCAUCAUCCUCUUCCACUGGCGCAGGGGUCCUCCACGCCAAACCCCCCACCCACCAGGACCAGAAGAACCAGAAGAAUCACCACCACCAGCCCCCUCUGACACCGACUCAGAAUCCCCUUCAGACUCAGAAACUAGCCCCAUCGCCGCUUUCCCAAUCCAGCGCCUCCCCUACCACGAACCAACCAUCACCACCCUCAUCACCCAAAUCUACCACCUCUACCUCCAACUAGACUACAUCCAGCCCCACGAACUCAUCUAUCCGCCCCCCGAAACCGGCCACGCCAUCAACGAGGCCCUCUGCGCAGCCCUCGGUCUCGCCCCCGCCGUCAUCUCCCUCAUGAAACGACUCCCCUACUUCCAAACCUCCAGUCUCGCCCACGACAUCCCCUUCACCCCGCGCUCCCAGGCCUUCGUCUACCUGGAGGACGAGGAGAUCCGCGGCGGCCGGGACCCCGAAUGGUACGGCACAAGAGCCCCCGACCCGGGGUUCUUGCUUCCGUGGGAGCUCGCGCUCACUUUUGCGACAGAUGAGGGGGUGCAUUGGAUUCUGGAUACUAGAGAGAGUACGUUUCCCAACCCUUCCCCUUUCCUUACCCAGCACCGCAUCUUCAAUUGGAUUGGACUUGGACUGACAAGCCACGCCAGAUACACUCCGCGUCUGGGAUCGGAAUAAGGCGCCGGCUGGGGGCAAUGUGGAGGAUUACCGCGCGUAUUCUGCGCAUCAUGCGCCGACGUAUUUGGCGAGAUAUUUGAAGAAGUUGAGGGCGUUGGAGGUGAUUCCCAGUGCACAUGCGGUGCAGCGCGGGUUCUGGGGUGAGGAGUGGGCUGAGUUGGUAGGUUGUCUUUUCUUGGUGUGAUUGUGUGAGUUUGGGGUGAGCUGUGCUGAUGUGAUGGGGGGCAGUAUCCGAGGAUCAAGAGGACGUUGCAGGAGCAGUAUGGUUGGCCGUAUGCGUUUCGCGAGGAGGAGUGGAAGGCUGCUUCGGCGGGGGUUUGGGAGCGGGCUUUUCGGAUGGAGCCGGCGUUGAGGUAGGUAGCUACUGUUCUCAAGGAGAAGUUAGCACUGA
Messenger RNA from Aspergillus saccharolyticus JOP 1030-1, 1341 nucleotides. RefSeq lists its product as uncharacterized. NCBI's taxonomy places the organism in Eukaryota, Fungi, Ascomycota, Eurotiomycetes, Eurotiales, Aspergillaceae. The coding region runs from base 204 to 950 and encodes 248 amino acids. The transcript has a single exon. The record is from RefSeq and is a predicted model, not a curated record.